Messenger RNA from Oppia nitens, 820 nucleotides. RefSeq names its product sesquipedalian-1-like. Lineage: Eukaryota; Metazoa; Arthropoda; Arachnida; Sarcoptiformes; Oppiidae. Gene Ontology annotation, biological process: receptor recycling; retrograde transport, endosome to Golgi; endosome organization. The coding region runs from base 53 to 736 and encodes 227 amino acids. The transcript has a single exon. Gene Ontology annotation, cellular component: early endosome; recycling endosome; trans-Golgi network. The record is from RefSeq and is a predicted model, not a curated record.
UGUUCAAAUUGAUUGAUAUAUCUAUAGAUUGAUUGAUUAAUGAGUGGUUAAGAUGAAGAUAAAUGAGCGGACAUUAGUACAGGCGGUGCACUCAAGACAGACACCAAUAGACAGAUGCGGAUGGCUUUACAAGAGGGGAGAAGUGAACAAAUCGUUUCAGAAGAGAUGGUGUGUAUUGAAAGGAAAUCUGUUUUAUUACUUCGAGAAGAAGACUUCAAGCGAACCAAUUGGUGUCAUCAUUCUCGAGGGCUGUCGUAUAGAAGUGGCCGAACACGAGACGGAAAUGUUUGCCUUCAAUAUUGACUUUGGAUGCGACCAACAAAUGUCGGCACAAAGUCAAAGCUCAACACAAUUGAGGACAUAUGUGUUCGGCACUGAUUCACAGCAAGACAUGGAGUCAUGGAUGAAGGCGUUGAGUUGUGCCUCAUAUGACUACUUAAAGAUGAUUGUUACCGAACUUCAGACCAAACUCGAUGACAUAAACCAAUUGAAAGCUAAGCGCCAAUCGAGGGAUUGCGCCAGUAGUGGUCAACCAGCCGUUCGGGUCAAUCCAUUUGAUAACGAAGGGCCCGAUUUGCUUGACCUGAGAUCAGCACAAAGUUCACAGUCGGACACUGGUAUGCAAUUCACGCGCCGCGCGUUCGCUGAGAUUCACGAGUUUUAUGGACUCAAAUUUCGGGAUUAUAUCCAACAAAAUAAAGACAAACAUAAAGACGAGUCAAUGACUAAACAUUAAGAUUUGGCUACCAUUUGAUUCCUUUGGUUGCUUUUAUUGUGUAUUAUAUAUUAAAUCGCAUUUUUAUAUAUUUUUUAAUAAUUA